This is a messenger RNA of Vitis riparia (riverbank grape), 1871 nucleotides long. RefSeq lists its product as uncharacterized. NCBI's taxonomy places the organism in Eukaryota, Viridiplantae, Streptophyta, Magnoliopsida, Vitales, Vitaceae. Gene Ontology annotation, cellular component: membrane. The record is from RefSeq and is a predicted model, not a curated record. Gene Ontology annotation, molecular function: transmembrane transporter activity. Gene Ontology annotation, biological process: transmembrane transport. The transcript is spliced from 3 exons. The coding region runs from base 106 to 1686 and encodes 526 amino acids.
UCCAUCCAACACGUGGCAAUCAGGUCCCAGGUCCCAGAUUUAGGAACUCCUCCCCUCUUAGUUCUGUGUCUCCCAGAGGUGAGCACAGAGUCAAUAGGAGAAGUAAUGAGGCUGCAGCAGAUGCAAUCGGAGACGUUGACUCUGAUCCUGGUCAACCUGGCCGGGAUCAUGGAAAGAGCAGAUGAAUCUCUGUUGCCAGGAGUGUACAAAGAGGUUGGUGCAGCUCUGCACACUGAUCCAACAGGGCUUGGCUCACUCACUCUCUUUCGAUCCAUAGUUCAGUCGUCAUGUUAUCCUCUCGCUGCUUACCUGGCUACGCAUCACAACCGAGCCCACGUUAUCGCUCUCGGUGCUUUUCUCUGGGCCGCCGCCACUUUCCUCGUUGCCAUUUCCUCCACUUUCUUCCAGGUGGCAGUCUCAAGAGGUUUGAAUGGGAUUGGCCUUGCCAUAGUUACCCCAGCCAUUCAGUCACUUAUUGCAGACUCCACUGACGAUCACAACCGAGGAAUGGCUUUUGGAUGGCUCCAAUUGACAGGAAACCUUGGCUCAAUCAUCGGUGGGCUCUGUUCUGUACUAAUAGCUUCAACAUCAUUUAUGGGUAUCCCUGGUUGGAGAGUUGCCUUCCAUUUGGUUGGAGUAAUAAGUGUCAUAGUUGGCAUUUUGGUCCGCCUCUUUGCUACUGACCCUCACUUUUCUGAUGGUAAUAACUUGGCUAAAGACAAAAUUCCGAGUAAACCAUUUUGGUCAGAAGUGAAGGACCUUGUUAAAGAAGCCAAGUCAGUUAUGAGAAUCCCAUCCUUCCAGAUAAUUGUGGCCCAAGGUGUCUCUGGUUCAUUUCCCUGGUCGGCUUUGUCUUUUGCCCCCAUGUGGCUAGAGCUUAUUGGCUUCUCUCACAAAAAGACAGCAUUCCUCAUGACCCUCUUUGUAAUUUCUGGUUCAAUUGGGGGCCUGUUUGGAGGAAUGAUGGGGGAUGUCCUUGCUAAACGCUUACCAAAUUCUGGUAGAAUAAUUCUUUCACAGAUAAGCUCAGCUUCAGGCAUCCCUUUGGCCACAGUAUUGCUGCUGCUCUUACCUGAUGAUCCAUCCACUGCAUUCAUGCAUGGUUUGGUCUUGUUCAUUAUGGGGUUGUGCAUAUCUUGGAAUCCUGCAGCAACAAACAAUCCAAUAUUUGCAGAAAUCGUCCCUGAGAAAUCUCGAACAAGCAUUUAUGCUCUGGACCGAUCUUUUGAGUCUAUAUUAGCAUCAUUUGCACCUCCUGUAGUCGGGAUUUUGUCACAGCGUGUUUAUGGUUAUAAACCAAUUCCGGAAGGAUCGACAGACUCAGCUCAGAUUGAAACGGAUAGGGAGAAUGCUGCAUCACUUGCCAAGGCACUUUACACUGCUUUUUCUAUUCCAUUUGCGGUCUGUUGCCUCAUCUACUCCUUCCUGUAUCGUACAUAUCCAAGAGACAGGGAGCGAGCUAGGAUGCAAGCACUGAUAGACUCAGAGAUGCAACAGAUGGACAGAGACGAACUUCCUUCGGGAGAAGAAUACUCUCAGCUUCAUUUUUCAGAAACAAAGGAACCCAAUGACAAGGAAAGAAGCGUGAUUGAAAUAGAAUAUGGAGAUGAAAACCUUGAUGUUGAUGAUAAUGAUAAGAAGACCCUACUUCCCAAUCAGCAAACAUUCUCACAUUUGGGGGAAUGAUAAGCCCAAGGAGCAGAAGAUGGUUUCUGAUGUAUUCUUCCUAACGAACUCAAUUUUUGAAAAAUUCACAACACGAUCUUUCAAUUCAGUUAUUAGUUUAAAUAUGGCCUCUUUGAGGCGUGUAACCAUUUUUAGUUCCAUCAAUACUGUACGCAAAAUUUCAUAAAUUUUGGAUUUUUUUUUUU